Pneumocystis carinii B80 is the source of this 1644-nucleotide messenger RNA. RefSeq lists its product as hypothetical. Gene Ontology annotation, molecular function: NEDD8 activating enzyme activity. The record is from RefSeq and is a predicted model, not a curated record. The transcript has 9 exons. Gene Ontology annotation, biological process: protein neddylation. Bases 298 to 1617 code for a protein of 439 amino acids. Lineage: Eukaryota; Fungi; Ascomycota; Pneumocystomycetes; Pneumocystales; Pneumocystaceae.
CCUGACGUCACAAAAAGUAGAUGAGAAGAAAUCCAGAGAUUUAGCAUGAAUUUCUUUGAAAAAAGAUAUGACAGACAAGUACGUUUUUGGGAGAAACAUGGACAAUGUUUGCUUGAAAAAUCCCGGGUUUGUUUGGUGGAAGGAACAGCAACAGGGAGCGAAAUCAUGAAAAAUCUUAUUUUGUCAGGUAAACUACUAAUAAGGGGAGGAUACACCAGGUUUUCAUUAUUAACGUAAGGAAUUGGAUCGUACGUUAUUGUUGAUGGCGGUUUUGUUGCGGAAGAAGACCUUGGAAGCAUGUUUUUUGUCGAUGAAGAUGGGGUAAAUGAAGCAAAAGCUCCUCAAAUAUGUAGGGAGUUACAGGAGCUAAAUGAGAAAGUAAAAGGGGAAUAUUUAGUAGAAGCAUUGGAAUCUAUUUUGAAACAUAAACCUAAUUUUUUUAAACAAUUUACUAUUGUAAUAAGUUCAAUACAGGAAGAAGAGAUGCUUUUAAGACUGGAAAAUGUUCUGUGGGAAUAUGAUAUUCCAUUGAUUAUUUCGUAUUCAGUGGGAUUUAUUGGAUAUCUUAGAAUUACUAUGCCAGAACACACGAUUAUAGAAACGCAUGAAGAAAAUCCUAUAGACUUAAGAAUAGACCAUCCAUGGGCGGCUCUUAAAGAAUUGGCAUCAAGUUUUAAUUUGAGAGAUAGAAAGAAUUGUUCAUAUAGACAAAUACCUUAUGUAUUAAUUCUAUUAAAUUGCCUUGAUAUAUGGAAGCUAAGGAAUAAUGGAAUGCUUCCAUGUACAGACGAAGAAAAGCAACAAUUUAAGGAGACAAUAAGGACCUAUAUGCAGGGGUUUGAUGAGGAAAGCAUUGAAGAAGUUCUUUCUGUUUCAUGGAGAGCUUCAUGUAUGACAUUGAUACCAGAUGAAAUUCAAUCUAUAUUAAAAGACGAAAAGUCUGUUAACAUAUCUUCUGAAAGUUCAGAAUUCUGGAUAUUAUGUCAUGCCAUUUCCAAUUAUGUAUCAGCUGAGGGAAAAGGCCUAUUACCUCUUUCUGGAGCAAUUCCAGAUAUGAAAUCAGAUUCAGAAAGCUAUAUAAAAUUACAAAACGUUUAUCGUCAAAAGGCACAAGAAGACUAUGAAUGUGUUCGAAAGUAUGUUCAAGAUAUACUUUUAUCAAUAUCCCAGCCAAUAUCAAAGAUUUCUGAUGAGAAAAUAAGAAUUUUUUGUAAACAAUGUAAAUACAUGAAAAUACUACGCUACCGUUCAUUGAAAGAAGAAUAUACAUAUCCAGAUUUGAAAUUGAUCGAAUCAUCUUUCUCAACACCAGAUGAUCUCAUAACAUGGUACAUUGCUCUUAGAAGUUACAACAAAUAUAAAAACAUUUUUGGAAAACAUGCAGGAGAACAACAAGCUACUUUAGAUGAAGAUACAGAUAAAUAUAUCCAAUUAACAGAACACUUCCUUUCAGAAUUUAAUUGUAAAAUGACAGACUUUCAGAUAAUGGCUUGUAAAGAAUUAGUAAGAGCAGGAGGAGGUGAACUACAUAAUAUUGCAUCUUUUAUAGGAGGGGUUGCAGCCCAGGAAGCAAUUAAGGAAUUCAAAAAAAUAUUAUUUACUUUUAAAAUAACAUAAAACAGAUCAUUAUUAAGCAAUUUAUCC